CGUCGUCUAAUAAAUUCUCCUAGUAAGCUUGAAUUAGGCAAGAUCAAAAGAAUGUUGUGGCUGAGUAAGGAGGAGUUCGAAAGAUCGCUGCAGCAUUGCUAAAUUUGAUUCAAAAGAUUCUCCAUCAGGCAAGGCAGUUCUUCUCACAAAGUUACAAGCAACAUAGAAAACAAUCUCACAAUGAAACUUUCAGCUACAACCCUAAUCUUUUCCAUCUCUUUGACCUCCUUGGCCACAAAGGGUCACGCCAUCAAUGCCUGGGAUUGGGCCCCAUCGGUUGCCUUCCUCUCCAACUUGGAUGAAGCCAAUGGAUGGGGAUUCUGCCCAGACAUCACUGGAUUCGAAGACUCCUUUGGUUGUGAUCUGUUGCAGGUCCAUCCCUGCAAGGAAGUUGGUACUGACACGCAGUGGGAGUAUGAUCCCACCACCAAGACACUGAGCCCUUACAACUACAAGACUGGUUGGUGCAGCGAUGAUGCGACUCGAGCAUGUCUAGCUGCUGCAUCCCUUACAGAGAGUAGCACCGUUGUAUUGUCAGCCUGUGACCAAUCCGAUGAGCAAACCUUUACUCUCACUGCAGACGACUAUCUGCAAGUUGGCGGUGGGAGCAAUCUGUGCUUGGGUGCUGGAGAUGAUCAAAGAUCUUCAGGAGGAUUGUACGUACGCGACUUCAUCUUGCGAGAUUGCUCUACCACAGACCCAAUUUAUUUGCAGUACGAAAUCAAGGAUGCCGAUGGGAAUCUCUUGACUGGUGUAGAUACUUCUACCUUUAGCCCACCACCCACCCCAACCCCUGAUGAGAAUGCUUCCAACAUGGAAACUCCACCGAAUGAGCAAAACAACGGAGAUCGUCCUCCUCCGCCCGAUGGUGAAAAUGGUUCGCCUCCUCCACCCCCUGGAGAUGGCGAAUCACCGCCUCAGAACGGAGAUGGUGAUGUGACCCCCCAUGCCGGCAACGAGACUAAUGUUUUGGAAAGUGCAUCUUCUUCCACGAAUAUCUAUCUCUCCUCAGCUGUUGCAGUUUUGGGAAUGGUUUUCUCUUUUCUAUCAUAGAUUACACAAGCUGAAACUUGGCUUUUUAUCAAGAAAUGUUGGGGAAUGGUAAUGACAUCCAACCCUUGAGUACAACCAACCUCGUUUUUGCAACGCUAGACCAUGCGUUAGAUUUGUUUUCAUGAUGUGCUGCAGCAAACGGAGACAUAGGACUACUGCUUCUGUCCAGCUGGGUGUGAAGACAGGAUUUCCCAGUGAUAGCUAAUUUCCAACGUUGCUGUCAGCACGGUCUGCGAUAUGGUUUGGCAACCAGACAGGUCAAUUCUUUCAUCAUGAUAUGCCAGCAUACCGGUACCAGUACAC
Messenger RNA from Seminavis robusta, 1356 nucleotides. The record is from the annotation of a GenBank genome assembly. NCBI's taxonomy places the organism in Eukaryota, Bacillariophyta, Bacillariophyceae, Naviculales, Naviculaceae.